This is a messenger RNA of Loa loa (African eye worm), 288 nucleotides long. RefSeq lists its product as hypothetical. The coding region runs from base 1 to 288 and encodes 95 amino acids. The transcript has 2 exons. NCBI's taxonomy places the organism in Eukaryota, Metazoa, Nematoda, Chromadorea, Rhabditida, Onchocercidae. The record is from RefSeq and is a predicted model, not a curated record.
AUGGAGCUGCAGUGUUGGGGCAUUGUGCUGUCAGUAAUAGAAGUACCUAACGGUGAAGUAUCCGCCAUCACAGAGACGGACGGACAGACAGAUAGAUACAUGGUUAUUGAGGAGUGGAGCAGGAGAAGGAGGGACAGCGGGUGGAUAUGUGUUAGUGGUGUUGCUGCUACUGCUACUGCUGAUGGUGAUGCUGAUGCUGAUGCCGUUGGGAUUGUCGGGUUGCCUUCGAGCGUAAGGGAAAGGCAGGGGACGAGGGUGGAGGGACUCGUAAGAGGGCUGAGGGAAUAG